Molecule: messenger RNA, 921 nt
Organism: Sesamum indicum (sesame)
Lineage: Eukaryota; Viridiplantae; Streptophyta; Magnoliopsida; Lamiales; Pedaliaceae
Source: RefSeq, a predicted model, not a curated record
ACUAAAAAGUAAAAAAGCAGUCAAUGUCUGCUAUCAUCUAAUCGACUACUACUUGCCCUUUAUCUUCUACAUUACUUCUCUCCAAGGCGUUGAAAUUUUUGUAGAGAGAGAGAGAGAGAAGAUCUGAUACCCUUCUAAUCAAUUCUUCGGGGCUACAGGUGAAUUCAGGAGUAAUGGCCUUUACUGUGAAGCAAAUGUCCCUGAUUGUGGCAACACUUGGGGUAUUGUCCUUCAUAUUUGGAGUUAUUGCUGAAAACAAGAAGCCUGCAUCUGGCACUACCAUAACCGGGAAAGGUGUUGUCAUCUGCAAAUAUCCAUCUGAUCCGACUGUGGUGUUGGGAUACUUGUCUGUUGCAUUCCUUGCCGUCUGCACACUUGCUGGUUACUUUUCUUUAUUCUACCCCUACAAAGGGAAGUCUAUUCCCAAGGCGGUUUUAUUCCAAAACAAAGGCUUCCUUGUCUUUGUCAACAUUGCCGUGUUCACGACCGGAUUAGCGGCAGCAAUGUUGAUAUGGCCUACAGUGACUGAACAGCUCCACCAAAUUCACAACGUUCAUCACAAUUUGGAAACCGAGUGCCCUACAGCCAAGACCGGCAUUUUGGGCGGAGGAGCAUUUCUGUCUCUGGAUUCCUGCCUCUUCUGGUUGGUUGCUUUGAUGUUAGCCGACAAUGCUCGUGCCGAUUACUUUGAGGAGUCGGAUGAAAAAGUUGCAGGCAGUUACGGUGCUGAUGAGCUUUUCAAGGCCAGUGCUUGAGUUGUGUAUUCUAAUUCAUUUUCCCUCCAGACUUGGAUAUUAGCUUUCAACUUUCCCUUAUAUAUAUGUGAUGACUUUUAAGAAUUAACAGAACCAUCUGAAGUGUACAUAUUUGGAUCGAUCUUACAUUAUUCUAUUCUUAUUUGUAUAUCAGUGCAUUUUGUGA